AUGGGUUCCGUCGUACUCCCACAUCUUAACACGGCGUGGCACGUCGACCAAGCAAUCCUGUCCGAGGACGAGCGCCUGGUCGUGAUCCGGUUCGGGCGCGACGGCGACCCGGACUGCAUGAAGAUGGACGAGGUGCUGUUCAAGAUUGCUGACAAGGUCAAGAACUUUGCCGUCGUUUACGUCUGCGACAUUGAUCAGGUGCCCGACUUCAACCAGAUGUACGAACUCUACGAUCCCAUGACCGUCAUGUUCUUCUUCCGCAAUAAGCACAUAAUGUGCGAUUUCGGCACGGGUAACAACAACAAGCUUACCUUGGUGCUCGAGGAGAAGCAGGAACUCAUCGACAUCAUUGAAACUAUCUACCGUGGCGCAAAGAAGGGGCGUGGUCUUGUCGUCAGCCCAAAGGAUUACUCCACAAGAUACCGCUACUGA
Pyricularia pennisetigena is the source of this 432-nucleotide messenger RNA. RefSeq lists its product as uncharacterized. Gene Ontology annotation, biological process: mRNA splicing, via spliceosome. Bases 1 to 432 code for a protein of 143 amino acids. Lineage: Eukaryota; Fungi; Ascomycota; Sordariomycetes; Magnaporthales; Pyriculariaceae. The transcript has 2 exons. The record is from RefSeq and is a predicted model, not a curated record. Gene Ontology annotation, cellular component: U5 snRNP; spliceosomal complex; U4/U6 x U5 tri-snRNP complex.